GGGGGGGGAAUACUAGAUUACAGACUAUAGUAGAUGCUGUUUUGUCUUUUUCACACAAGAAAUCCGAGCAAUAAUUUUGGACUCUCGCGCACACGCUGGUGACGUCACGCGAUGUUUUUAGUGCUAUGGCGUACCAGGAAGGGGAGUCGCUUGAAUCUUGGCUCAAUAAAGCCACCCAUCCAACAAACAGACAGGAGGACUGGGAGUACAUCAUAGGCUUCUGUGAUCAAAUCAACAAGGAACUGGAAGGUCCUCAAAUAGCUGUGACUCUGCUCGUCCAUAAAAUCCACUCACCACAAGAAUGGGAAGCUCUUCAGGCCCUGACAGUAUUGGAGGCAUGUAUGAAGAACUGCGGGAGAAGGUUUCAUAAUGAAGUUGGAAAAUACAGAUUUUUGAAUGAGCUGAUUAAAGUUGUGUCUCCAAAGUACAUGGGUGACAGUGCACCUGAGAAAGUGAAGCUGAAGAUCGUAGAGAUGCUGUACAGCUGGACGGUGGCUUUUCCAAAUGAAACCAAGAUCAGUGAAGCCUACCAGACGCUGAGAAGACAGGGCCUUGUGACGCAUGACCCAGAGUUACCGCUGGACAAGACUCUGAUUCCCUCUCCUCCGACACGGCCGAAACAUCCGGUGUUUGACAACGAGGACAUGGGCAAGCUGCUUGCUGAGCUUCUCCGGAGUAAAAAUCCAGAGGAUCUCCAGGAAGCCAACAGAUUAAUCAAAAACAUGGUGAAAGAGGAUGAGGCGAGAGUGCAUAAGGUUACAAAGCGUAUACACACACUGGAAGAGGUGAACAUCAAUGUCAAGCUGCUGACGGAGAUGCUGUCCCACUACAAUAAAGACAGCUCCACUGACUCAGACAAGGAUAUCAUAAAGGAACUCUACGAGCGGUGUGACAAGCUGAGGCGUUCAGCUUUCAAAAUGGCUACUGAGACAGAAGACAAUGACACCAGUUUAGGUGAGAUCCUGCAGGCCAGCGAUGACCUCUCCAGAGUCAUUAACUCUUACAAGAAGAUAGUUGAGGGGCAGCCCAUCAACGGGGACAGCGAGGAGCCUCGCUCCACAGCCGGUCACGGGGAGAGUGAGACCACAGAUACGCUGAUCGACCUCGCUGGCCUCGAUACUCCGAGCCCUCCUCAACCUGCUGCCCCUCUUUUUCAGUCCUCAAAUCUUGUUUCCACCAAUCCUACGGCUUCCCCCAUCCCUGUUCUGCCUCCUCCUCCCAAACGCCCGGCCGGCUCCCAUGGCAGUCAGAGCAACAGCCCGAGUCACCCCCCCCACGACAAGGCCUCCACUGCACUCUUUCUCCUUGACGAUGAGCUGCUGUCUCUAGGACUGAACGGUCCCCCUACCUCUCUGAGCAGCCAAUCAAAACCCAAGUUGAACGAAUUGUCCAACCAAUGGACUUCUUUGCAGGCUCCAGCUUCAGGUGUGGAUAUGUUUUGCAGUGUAGCUUGUUCCGGUCCUGCCGGGCCUUCAGCUGAACCAGCUGCUGCCACACACAGUCUACAGAACCUGCAGGACCUGGCCAUGAUGGACUUUUCAGAUCCCAAGAGUUUGUCCAUUAAGAUGACGGCCAAAGGAAGCAACUUUGGGAUGCCUGCAGCAGCACCUUCCCUCAUGCAUGGGCAGGGUUCUCCUUUUUCACCUUCUUUUCUCCAGGGUACGAUGUCCGGCUCUCCUGCUCUGUCCCAUGCCAAGGCCCAGAGCCUGGGCUCAGCCCCGGGCAGCCCGCUGUUCCGCUCUCUAUCCCCCUGCCAUCCUCCCCUUCAGGGCAGCCCGGCCAGAGCCACAGACAUCUCCCUGAGCAAUGUGCACGUCCCUCUGGAGGCCAUCAGACCGAGUAAAGUGCUGCCUGUGACGGCCUAUGAUAAGGACGGUGUUCGCAUGCUUCUCAACUUUGCAUCUGACUGCCCCCCCGGCAGGCCUGACGUUUUGGUGAUGGUGGUGUCCAUGCUCAAUACAGCACCCUUGCUUGUUCACAAUGUGGUACUGCAAGCGGCUGUGCCCAAGUCAAUGAAGGUGAAGCUGCAGCCACCAUCUGGAGCAGAACUGGCACCAUUUAACCCUAUCCUACCUCCAGCCUCCAUUAACCAGAUCAUGUUGCUGGCCAACCCAACAAAGGAGAAGGUGCGUCUGCGCUACAAGCUGUCUUUCACACUAGGAGAGCGUCUGUGUAAUGAGGUUGGAGAGGUCAACCAGUUUCCUCCACCAGAGACAUGGGGUCAUCUAUAGAAGUGUGCAGGCCUGCUGCCACUUAGCGGGGACAGGCUGCUUUGUACUCCAUGAAGGGGUGUGUGCACAUUUACAUUUACCCCAGAGAGAAAGAAGGGGAAGGUGAGGAAAUUCAGCUGCACUCUACCUUGCAGCUUCACAUUCCAUGCAGUUGUUAAUUUGGCCAUUGUUGUUGCAGGCAGUGAGACGCUAACAGCAGACACAAAAGUUGUAUUUACAUAGUGCUUGUAUACUUUUCUGCAAAUAACUGGUAAGUA
This is a messenger RNA of Etheostoma spectabile (orangethroat darter), 2488 nucleotides long. RefSeq names its product golgi associated, gamma adaptin ear containing, ARF binding protein 3b (gene gga3b). Lineage: Eukaryota; Metazoa; Chordata; Actinopteri; Perciformes; Percidae. Gene Ontology annotation, cellular component: trans-Golgi network. The record is from RefSeq and is a predicted model, not a curated record. Gene Ontology annotation, molecular function: ubiquitin binding; small GTPase binding; phosphatidylinositol binding. Gene Ontology annotation, biological process: intracellular protein transport; protein localization to cell surface; Golgi to plasma membrane transport.